Betta splendens (Siamese fighting fish) is the source of this 4439-nucleotide messenger RNA. RefSeq names its product lin-7 homolog A (C. elegans) (gene lin7a). The transcript has 6 exons. Gene Ontology annotation, biological process: neurotransmitter secretion; protein localization to basolateral plasma membrane; maintenance of epithelial cell apical/basal polarity. NCBI's taxonomy places the organism in Eukaryota, Metazoa, Chordata, Actinopteri, Anabantiformes, Osphronemidae. Gene Ontology annotation, molecular function: L27 domain binding. The record is from RefSeq and is a predicted model, not a curated record. Gene Ontology annotation, cellular component: synapse; cell-cell junction; MPP7-DLG1-LIN7 complex. Bases 1856 to 2509 code for a protein of 217 amino acids.
AGGUGACUAUGAAAGUGCUGCUGGGAGCAUGAGCUGUGACUGAAUCUGACCCCUGACCUCUGACCUCUGACCGUGACCCCUGCACACGGACCCCUCAGACUUCUCAGGGCGCCUGCUCCUGUUCCUACACGCGGACCUCUGUUCCUCCGGUCCCUCAGUUCACCAAGGUGCAUAUUUAAAGUGCUAUUCUUUUCCCACGUCAAAGCCAAACCAACCAGGUGUUUUAAACGUAUUGAUGAAGGCGUGUGCUCUCUUGUGUAAUACCAGUGUAUUUACAGCGACAGAGCCUUGUUUCUCCCCUCGCCAUCGUUUGUCAGGACACUGGUUAAAUUAAACAGCUGGAUCCUCACUCGCACACGUGAUGUGAUGAUUCCAAAGCGGUCGGAUGUGUCUUAGUACUGAGACGUCAGUACAGCGUCAGUGCAAUAUUUCGGUGGAUAAGAGGUUCGUCACUCAGGAGCUGAUGGAUCCAAGAAGGGAGCGCUAGCGACCUGAUGGGAGGACCAAUGGGUUGCGGGUUCAAAUCCCACCGGGAAAGUGAAGUGACUGACGCUGAGUCUGUCUCUGAUCCUGGAGCAAAUGUGUGACACUUUCCCUCCCUCGUGAUAACAUUAUGACUGGCCCAACGGCUGCUGGGCGCCUGAAACCCCGCCCCCUCGGCGCCGCACCUGCAGAGGUGCUGCCGCCCGGCGCGCGUCCGGCGUCUCCUGCGACACGAGGCCCUUCAGAGUCAAUUCAGCUGCAGAUGGAGGCUUUUAAUAGCGACGCGGCGUAAUCCCACCUCUUCAAAAACCUCGCCGAGCCGCGUCCCGGCCCAAGAGGAUGGAAGCGAGCCCGUAAUCUCCCCGUGGCCUCUUUCUGCGCGCUCUAAGCCCUCGGCCGCCUCUCCGCGCGUCACAUCUGCAUUCCUCUGGAUGGGACCCAGCACAUAUGGGCUGCGUGAUUAUACGUGCUUCAGCCCAGCGCAGAGCGGAGCAGAGCAGGAGGCGAGGAUGCUCCCUGACAAUCAGCAGGUGCAUCAGCCGCUGCUCUCAGGUGAAACGAGGCUAAAGACGACGCUGUGCCAAAACCCCGCGUCAGCGAUUAGCGUCGGCACUCCGUGAGUCACGGUCGGCCGCUGACGCCUCGUUUGGAGUAAGAUGUGCCACCAGGCAGCAGACCUGCAGUCAGCGGAGGGAGCCGGAGCUUUGACUGCGGUGCCACAUAAACAUGAGGAUUAAUCCUUAAGCCCCACGGCGGAGGUUUGCUGCCGGCGUUUGGGCGUUAUCAGGCCUCGAGCAGCACAUGAGGCAGGAGAGCAGAUAACGGCACCGCACCGGACCGGACCGGCCCGGACCGGCCCGGUUCAACCGGUGGAUGGAUCACACGGCCCGGCGCUCACAGGUGCACAGCUAAUGAGACGUUCAAAGACCAGCCGGCUGCAGGUCGACCGGCGCGACGCUGCCGCUACACACGUUAGCGCUCAGUCCGGAACAGUGAGGGACGGACCGGAAUAUUAUGCAACGUCCAGGCCUGAUACGCUUAAAUGCUCUGUAUUCAACAAGCCAUUUCAUCUGCUGCUUUCAUACCACUGUUUAUUUCUAUAGCUCAGUGGCGGAUUGUUUGUGCCACAUGCACAUAAAUAUGUAAACAAGUAUAUACGUGUCAUGGAAGAAAUCCAGGUGAUGAUAAAUGAUGUGCAGCCUGUGGACGUAGCCCCUCCCAACCCGUCUCUCUCUCUCUCUCCCUGCCUCUCGCUCGCCCGCUCUCUGCCUUGUCCCUCUCCUCUCUCUCUCCCUCCCUCUCUCUCUCUCUCUCUCUCUCCGUGUGAUGCUGCAGCUCCUGUACUCUCUCCAUUCUCCAGUAAACAGCAGUCAUGGCGACAGUGGUCCAACCGCUCACCCUGGAUCGAGAUGUUGCCAGGGCGAUCGAGCUGCUGGAAAAGCUCCAGGAGUCCGGUGACGUUCCCGGUCACAAGCUCCAAUCUCUGAAGAAGGUGCUUCAGAGCGAGUUCUGCACAGCCAUCAGAGAGGUCUACCAGUACAUGCAUGAAACCAUUACGGUGAACGGCUGUCCAGAGUACCAGGCGAGGGCCACGGCCAAGGCAACGGUCGCAGCCUUUGCAGCCAGUGAGGGUCACUCCCACCCGCGGGUGGUGGAGCUACCCAAGACGGAGGAGGGCCUGGGUUUCAACGUGAUGGGCGGCAAAGAGCAGAACUCGCCCAUCUACAUCUCCCGCAUCAUCCCUGGCGGCGUGGCCGAGAGGCACGGCGGCCUGAAGCGGGGGGACCAGCUCCUGUCCGUCAACGGGGUGAGCGUGGAGGGCGAGCACCACGAGAAGGCCGUGGAGCUGCUGAAGGCCGCCAAGGACAGCGUGAAGCUGGUGGUCCGCUACACCCCCAAAGUGCUGGAGGAGAUGGAGGCCCGCUUCGAGAAGCUGCGCACGGCCCGGCGGCGCCAGCAGCAGCAGCUCCUCAUGCAGCAGCAGCAGCAGCAGAACCUGGCCUCCCAGCAGAACCACAUGUCGUAGGUUGUUCCAGAAGAAGAAGUGAAGGAGCACAGAGGUGGUUCUCAGACCAUCGACCUGUGUUGAAGAUCCCAAAGGAAUCUCUCUCUGUGUCGCUCGCGGAGGGACGCGACGCCUAGAAGACUCUUUCACCUCCUGUCCUCCUUCCAGAACCGCAGAUUACUGAGCAAAAACUAAGAUGUUUGUCCUGAAACUGGUGCUUUGGGGGUCGAGCACUGGAAGUGGUCCGUUUGAACUCUGUUCCCUUUUUCUGAGUUGUGUCCCAGCUGUGACUCUGACCGGAUCUUCCUUGUGUUGGUUUUUUACCGUUGCUUCAUUGACCCAUCCUGCUGCGGCUCCUUGGCCGUUUGCCAUAGAUAUCAUUUGUACAGUGGUGUUUCUAUUGAUUCUUCAGCUGGUGCUUGUGUCUCUUUAUGAACCACCAUCAUUUUUCUUUUGGUUGUUGUUGAACUCGUCCUGUUUCGGAUAAACGUGAACCUUUUUUUUACCUUCUAUAUUGUAGCAGGAGAGGAUUUUGUACUUGUAGGUUUAGCAAUAACAGCCGUUCUCCAGUGUCACGUUUCAGCUAAAUUCAGAAUUGGAUGCGAACAAUGAAAACAAGAGUUCGAGCAGCUGGGUCUUAUGCACUGUAAGGCAGCUUCUGAGGCCAAAUCUCUCCUCUGUGCCAUUUCAAGAGAUUAACGAUUCACAGCCGGCACCACCAACGUGCAAUAACUUCAAUUCAAGUCAGAUUUAUCCAGACACCUGAUCUUCCCUGACACUCUGACCGCUCACCUCUCUUCACCGCGGGCGGUGAGCGGCGGAACCUCUCUGACCAAUCGGCCACCGGCUGACCCGGCAUUAGAACUGGAGGAAGAAGUCUGUGUGUGACGGUUUACAUCGCCGGCGUGGACAGCGCUCCCCUGAUGCCGAGGCCUCCUCCAGCAGGAAGAUGCUUCAGGACGGUUUGCGGUCCAAUCCGUCACCUGAGCAGUCCAAUCUGUGAACCCAACCGGAUCUGCUGCCGUCUGGUACCAGAUACCACAGCACAAGGCAGGUGUUCGUAACGUUAGGCCCGAUCGGUGGACGAUGAACCUUCAGAUAUUUCAGCCACAUCCUCCCGACAAACAGAAUGUCGCCAGGUUCCAUUUGAAGUGGGAGCUGAUCAUCAGCUGUUAGAAUGUUUAUUUUUCACCAGGUUUAUGUUAUAGUUUAUGAGAUUUAACAGAUUUAUUGAUCCUUCUUGACGUGACGUUUUCUUUCCAAGACGUGCAGAUUAUUAUUUAAAACCUCUUUGUUGUUCAACAGCUGAUAACUAGUUCAUGUGCAGUUUGGUUUUAAGAGUCAGUGUGAAGCGUUACUCAUCAACGUUAUGAGUAGAAUGUUCGAUCCCCUUCUCUUCCUCCGUACCUGUGAGGGAAUCUGUUCUGACACAUCUGGGCUUUCUCCCCCUUCAUCUCCAUCUUCGGUGCUAAUACGUCCCGUGGGUUUGUCUCAGACCCUUGUUUGUUUACUCCUGUGUGACUUAGCCCUUCGACUGUUUCUUUGCCUUUUCAUCGCAAGCAAACGUAAAAACACAGCCAGAUGUAAAUGAUGCAGCCACGUUGCACCUUGAUUUCUUCAUUAAAUGCGGUUGUGGCGCACGUUUUUUCAUCUUUAGCUUGAAUCAUCUGUGAUUUACGUCACAUCUCAUUGUACAAACAACCGUUUCUACCCAUGAAGUCACUUAAUGCCAAAACUUCUGUAUCAGGUGACUUUACGUGUCCAACAUUCACUCACUCUUCAGAACACGUCAGUGUGACAGAUCCCUUUUUGUAUCAGGUACUUUCUUAAAUGACUGAUGGUCCUGUAUUUACUGUAACCAUGAAAAAAGACAGAAAACUGUUGAUAUGCAAUUGUUAUACAUACUAUAUUUGUAUAAAUAAAUCUAUGUGCUUGUGUACAGUGAACUGAA